Rana temporaria (common frog) is the source of this 3904-nucleotide messenger RNA. RefSeq names its product PHD finger protein 20 (gene PHF20). NCBI's taxonomy places the organism in Eukaryota, Metazoa, Chordata, Amphibia, Anura, Ranidae. Gene Ontology annotation, biological process: regulation of transcription by RNA polymerase II. The transcript has 20 exons. Gene Ontology annotation, cellular component: NSL complex; MLL1 complex. Bases 277 to 3654 code for a protein of 1125 amino acids. The record is from RefSeq and is a predicted model, not a curated record.
CGCCUUGCGAAAGCGCGCCCCCGCCUUCCUCCUCAGCCGAGGCUAAUUUUUUUUUCUUCUUCUUCCCCUGGCUCGUGAGCGCGCCCCGGCCAUGCCGCGCAGUGUUAAAAAGAAGGUGGCGCUGGAUGUGAUGAAGGGAAGGCGAGGAGAGAUUUCUCAGUGACCGGGAGGAGAGACGAGCACGGGACGUGUCCUGACCGGAGAGGAGAGACAGACGGUGGCGCCGGCCUGGGCAGCGCAGGCUUGAAUGGCUCGGGAUAAAGGCCAGCGUAUAGAAUGACUAAGCACCCACCUAACCGAAGAGGGAUCACUUUUGAAGUUGGAGCACAACUGGAAGCACGCGAUAGACUGAAGAAAUGGUAUGCCGCCCAUAUUGAAGAAAUAGACUAUGAAGAAGGUAAAGUUCUGAUCCAUUUUAAACGAUGGAAUCACAGAUACGAUGAAUGGUUUUGCUGGGACAGCCCAUACCUCCGUCCCUUAGAGAAGAUACAGCUAAGAAGGGAAGGCCUAAUAGAAGAGGACCCCCCUGUGGCGUUUCGUGUGAAUGAACAAGUCUUGGCCUGUUGGUCUGACUGCCGAUUCUACCCAGCAAAAAUAACAUCUGUAAACAAGGAUGGCACUUACACAGUUAAAUUUUUUGAUGGUGUUGUUCAAACCGUCAAAAAUAUUCACGUAAAGGCCUUUUCCAAGGAUCAGGCGAAUGAGUCUCGUUCAAAGCCAAAGGAGAAAACCGUAGAAAGCACUUCACCUCCUGAGAGGCACAGGGGAAAAUUUAGAGAACAGAGAAAAUCUUCAGAGAAUGCCACCAUAGAGAAAGAGAAACCUCAAAGCACAGAUAAGAAGCCAUCCCAGCCAGAAAAAGACAAGAAGCCGAUUGCCACCGAAAAAGUCAAGCCCCCUGAGAAAAACUUUGUGAAAAAUGAGAAGGAGGACAAAGAAAACAUAUCGGAGAAUGAGAGGGAAUCCCCCGCUGAAACCCGUGCGGCGGAGGAGAAGGGCGGACAGACUGACAACCUUAAAGCAUCACUGGAAAAUGGAGAGCGGAGGAGGAAACGGGAACGUUCAUCUUCUUCUCUGCCAUCUGAUUCUUCUUCACAGACCCUUCAACCAGUCACAUUGGAAUUGAGGAGGAGAAAAAUCUCUGUUGGCUCUGAAAUUCGUCCCAAACGCCCACGCCUGGAGAAAAAAAAAAAUGUUACUGUAGAUCCACCUUCAAAAAAGGAAAAUGGGUCUGAUGAGGAUACACAACCUCAAGAAGAAGACGAAGAAGCUGAGGAGGAAAAGGAUAGCAAGCCCUCUCCGAUUGAGAGUCCAGAGGACCAGAAUGCUAUGGAGGUUACCACGUCUGUUGUUGAGACAGAAUCCUCACCGGAGUGUAGUACUUCACCAGAGGAACAAGAAGUGAAGCCAGAGGAGUGUGCCUUGGCAGAGAAGCCAGAGGAGUGUGCCUUGGCAGAGAAGCCAGAGGAGUGUGCCUUGGCAGAGAAGCCAGAGGAGUGUGCCUUGGCAGAGAAGCCAGAGGAGUGUGCCCCGGCAGAGCCUGAAACUCCCGAAGUGAAGGAGCCGCCAUUAGUAGAAGAGUCGGUAGAGCCUGUCGAAACCAAUGUUGUGAAUGGCGUUCCAGAGGUCAAACCAGACGAGACCAAACCAGAAGAGAAAGACCCUCCUGUACAAGAAGAUGCUGAAGAGGUCCCGGCUGUCCCCGCAGUAGCAGCUCCUAUGAAGCUGAAUCGACGGUCUGACAGUUCUGCUAGAUACAGUAGAGAACCUUUAACAAAUACUUUGAAGAAACUUGAUGAUCCAGCUACCAAAGCGGUUACCUUGGAACUGGAACCCAACAAGUUUAAAUGCAAGAUUUUGGAUUGCUCCAAAUCUUUUCGCAAAGCCAAAUUGCUGCAUUACCAUAUGAAGUAUUUCCAUGGCGUUGACAAGUCAGAGCAGGAUCAGAGUCCUGUCACGAGGCAUAUGCAGACAAGAGGCUCUUUAGCUCACGAAAAGGCCAUUCAGCAAAGCUCAAAGAGAAGACGCACCACAUCCGGUUCUCUGCAUACUCCACUUCAGAUUUCCCUAAGAAGCUCACCCCAUGACGGCAAGGAUAGAUUGUGUGAAAAGAGGCGUCAUUCAAGCCCAGCCACAAACAGUUCAAAUUCCCACCGACCGUCCCUAAAAGACAAAAGCAAGGAGAACUUGAUCCAGAAGGCUCAACGCAAGCCAGACAAGCUGUCUGAAAGUGUUAAAGAAAAAGUAAGAGAAAAGUUCAAAGAUUUAUUGAGUCUGAAGUCAAAGAAAAAGAAGAAGAAAAAGAAAGCAAAGUCAGAGCUGUCUGGUAGUGAAGAGAACAUAGAGAUUUCUAAGGAGCUCUCACCAAAAAAAAUACAACCUUCAAAGCUCAACAGUGAUUAUAAGACCCCGUGUUCCGGUAAAAGCAGCGAUCAUGGACGCCGACCAGAUACAAGACUAAGUGCAGAUGAGGAGACGCUCAGCGAUUCUUGCACGGAAAGCUUGCUUUGGAGUGAUGAGGAUUACAACGAAGAGAUCGAUGUCACGCAUGCUGAUGACGAUAUCGAUGACGAGGAGGAUGGCGACUGCGCUCUUGUGCGCUGCAUGUGCGAGGUGCAGGAGGAAAAUGAUUUCAUGAUUCAGUGUGAACAGUGCUUGUGCUGGCAGCAUGGUGUCUGCAUGGGCUUGUUAGAGGACAGCGUUCCUGAGAAAUAUACCUGCUAUAUUUGCCAGGAUCCUCCAGGCCAGCGUUUGAGUCUGAAGUACUGGUACGAUAAGGAUUGGUUAAACGAGGGCCACAUGCCUGGCUUGUCCUUCUUAGAAGAAAAUUAUUCUCAUCAGAAUGCAAAGAAAAUCGUGGCCACCCACCAGCUCUUGGGAGAUGUGCAGCGAGUAAUUGAGGUCUUGCAUGGUUUGCAACUGAAAAUGAGUAUAUUACAGAGCAAGGAACACCCGGACUUAAAGUUUUGGGGCCAACCUUGGAAACAGCACAUGGUGAGCGAUAAAUGUUACAUCAGACGUAAUGUGGAGGAGAACUCGUGUAAAGAAGAUUCCAUGAAUUACAGGACUUACAAUGGCGCCACCGAUAAACCUCCCCCUAUUCCUUCCGUGGAGGAGUCUUAUAUCACCAGCGAGCACUGUUAUCAAAAACCUCGGACCUAUUACCCUGCAGUAGAACAGAGACUGGUUGUAGAAACAAGGAGCUCGUCUUUGGACGGAGGGGUGGACCGGAUACGGCAGAGCAGGGAAGACUCCAUAGCAGAAAGACUCGGGUGGGAAUUGGACAGAGAACUGUUGAAAUCGGAGAGCGAAUCCAAACAUAAUUAUUGUAAGGUCCGAGAAUGCUUAUCGAAGAGAAAUCCACCCCAAGAAUCGCCUCACACACAGCCCAUGGACAAUGGAGAUGCUACAGUCAGUUCACAGCUGCAGUGGCAGCUCAAUCUCUUGUCUCAUCUAGAAUCGCUGCAGGAUGAAGUCACACACAGAAUGGAUCUAAUAGAGAAAGAACUUGAUGUCCUAGAAAGCUUCUUGGACUACACCGGGGAAUUGGAGCCCCCAGAACCUCUCGCAAGGCUUCCUCAGCUUAAACACCGGAUCAAACAGCUUCUUAUGGACCUUGGCAAAGUGGAACAAAUUUCUCUAUGUUCAACAUGAAGAGACUGGAGCUGGUAAAGAAAACCGCUCCAAAAAAAGAAAAGGAAUCGAGGCCUCCGGCACCGCAGAUCCUUGAGUAGCAUGUGGACUGCAUGUGCUGUGGACACACACACUGUUGCGGGAUGGAGGCUUUAAAUUAUGCUCCUCAUGAAAUGAGCAAGAUGUUAAUACUGACUGGUAACAGGCUAGAAUCGUACUCGAAUGUAGUAAUGAGGCUUGUAUGAAUUGUUUGUUCUGUUUUUUUUUUGUU